AUGUCAACCGAGAAUUUUAAGAAAGCGGUAAAAGAAUAUGGAACUAAUGAACUUGGUCUUGGAACAAGUGCGCAAAACAUAAAAAGAAAAGAAGUGGCAAAUAUUCAAUAUAAGGUUCGCGGACCUAUGGAAACUCACCUCAUUGGUAAUAGUAAUAUUGAAUUAGAUAUCUCGGAAGCAACAUUAUAUUUAAGGAAUCAAGGAUAUAAAUUUAGUAUAACGCAAAUUACGUUACCGAAUUCUCGAAAUACCACAACGUCAAACGAUACCGGCACAGAAAUUAAAAAACCAAUACAAAACAUAGCCUAUACUCCUCCAAACACAUUAUUGCAA
Molecule: messenger RNA, 333 nt
Organism: Ambispora gerdemannii
Lineage: Eukaryota; Fungi; Glomeromycota; Glomeromycetes; Archaeosporales; Ambisporaceae
Source: the annotation of a GenBank genome assembly